CAGCAACAGCAACAGCGUUUAAUUCAACAACAGCAGCAGCAGAAUCAACACCACCAGUCACUCGCCUCCCACUUCCACCUCUUGCACCUGGUUGAGAAUUUAGCUGAAGUUAUUGAGAAUGGAACUCGGGAUCAGCAUUCCGAUGCUUUGGUUUUUUUUCUUUGUUUUCUUUCCCCUAUUUUAAAGUUCCUAUUUUUCUGCUGUAACAAUUGACUACAUAAAUUAUGGGUACCGCAUAUCUAAUUGGUUUUUGUGCUUUAUUUGUUCAUAUAUGUUGAAUUGUUGCUUACUUUAUUAAAUAUUCUUUUGGAAGAUUACCGAGUUGUACAAUCACUUUGAGAAGUGCCAGCAGUUAUUAAAAUCAAUUUCCGCUUCUAUUAGCACAAAAACUAUGACAGUUGAGGGACAGAAGAGAGAGGUGGAGGAAAGUGAGCAACUGCUAAAUCAGAGGAGGGACCUGAUAGGCAAGUACAGAAACUCUUUCGAGGAGCUUAUCAAGUCAGAGCCAUGACUGCUUGUACCCAAGCCUGGGUCUCAUUGCAGUUCAGCAUUCCAUGCAACAAUUCAAGUAGUUCAGGAAAGCCAGAUGAUCUGAAGCUGUAGAAUCUGAUUCACUUAGUAAUCUUUGGUGUGGUAUGGAAGGAAGUUGACAUCUUUUAUAUAGCCCAGUGAUCCUGAACAACAUUUCCACUCCUUCAAUUCAUACUGUGGCAUUUUUUUUAAAAUCAUCAUGUAGUUGGAAGCCUUGUAAUUAUAUAUCAGAUUUUUAUUAUUUUGCAUUAAUGAUAUGCUUAGCAUUUGUACUUCCAUCGAGUUUGCUUCCCCUCUAAACGACAAAAAAUUCUUGCACCAGCAUACAAGCACCAAUAUUAGCAACAGUGAGAAACAUGUGAUACAUUUUUUCCACUCCAGAAUUUAUGAAUUCUUCUAUAAGAUUUAUGACUGAUUGUUAUUGUGAUUUCUGAUGUUGGUAUGAACUGCGUCUACUUCUCCAUUUUUUUAAUUUUUUUUUCUUUUGGGAUUACCUCUUGAUGCAAAAAAGCUAGAGGUUGCCGAUCUAAAAGGUCUGAAACAAAUGCAAAUUAACUAAGUAUUUUUUUGAAUUUUUUUUUUUCUUUUGGGAUUCUCUUGAUGCAAAAAAGCUAGAGGUUGCCGAUCUAAAAGGGCAGAAACAAAUGCAAAUUAACUAGAACUUGGUUCACUUUCUGAUCUCACUUUUACAAGAGGUAUGCGUGGGGAAGCAUCCUAGGCAAGAGGUGUAUGCUUGUUCUAUUAUCUGAUGUUGGAUCUGCCAGCUUGUCGGAAGGCUCAUCUAUAGUAUCUGCAUACACAAUCCAGUCGAAAUUACCAAAAUUAACCACCGUUGUCCAAUUCGACAUUGCACCUCACUCGAGGAUCCUAAUGAGCUGAUCCAUGGAGCGAACAACGCAGUUCCAGUCUAACUGAGGUUCCAUUCGUCCUCUCCAACCAUCAACAACUCUUUAAUCUUGAUAAUUGUUCCAUUUACGAAAGCAUUUGAUCGUUUAUUUACUAUUGAAGUUCCAGAGACAUACAAAAUCAAAAGAACAUAACAUCCCGAGUUUGUCAAUUAAUGGAGAUGUCAUCAACUGUGUUUUGUUCAAAGGCUUUGAAAGCGUCUUACACAGUUUAUUUUACUAAAUAUACACAAGAAAAGAAAAUCUUUACAAGGCUGUCAGAUGCCACUCUAUUUUUAGUUCCAAAUUAUAAGAAAGACAGAAUUGCAAGAGUAAAUUAUUUCUUAAUACAUAUAAAUAUCAUUGUCCAAAAAUAUCAUCCAUAACUGAAUCUGUUAAGAACAAUCUCUCUCUCUCUGUCUUCAUUAUUCUUAAACAUAUGUCUUUUUCUCCUCCCAUUUCUCUCCAUCUUCCAUUUUCAUUCGUUUUCUUCGCAUAGAGAAAAGAAAGGAUCUGCAACCACCAGAGAAAAAAAAGAAGCCCCCAUCAAAGAAAACUGCACCAUCCCCGCCGGCAACGCAAGCGAUAUCUCACCAUCAACAAAAGCAAACAAUAACAACAUCAUCAAACAAUAUGAGCAUUCCUAGGAUUGGCAACGGCACCACCCAAGCUUGUGCUGCUUGCAAAUACCAGCGUAGGAAGUGCGCGCCUGACUGUAUUCUCGCCCCUUAUUUCCCUCACGAUCGCCAAAGACAAUUCCUUAAUGCCCAUAAAUUGUUUGGUGUGAGCAAUAUCACCAAAAUCAUCAAACCCCUUAGCCAACCUGACAAGGACGAAGCUAUGCGGACGAUCAUUUUCCAAUCAGAUGUUCGUGCCAAUGAUCCCGUCGGAGGCUGUUAUCGAAUCAUUCGUGAGCUUCAGCGUCAAAUUGAGUAUCACAAGGCUGAGCUUGAUCUUGUUCUUCAUCAACUUGCCAUUUGUCGAGCUCAAGCUCACCAACAAACUCAUUUCCAAAUGCUAGAAACUGAUGAUUCAACAACGCUUGGUUGUGAGAUUGUUAAUCAAGAUUCUUUGGAUAUUUAUGAUCCCACGAUGAUACAAUAUCAUUAUCCACAAACGCAAGAAGAAGAACAAGAAUUUGUGGUUCAAGAUCACAAUCAACAACUGCAUGAAAACGUUGUUAAUGAAACUGCAGCCUUGACACUCCAAGAUUCUACUCCUGUUGUUUCAUCAUCUUCAUCGCCAACCUUGCAUAAUUUCAAGCAGCCUUUUGUUAAUGAAUGCGAUGAUAUCAAGCCACUGCUUGACAUAAACGACGUCAAGUUUGAGCCUGAAGAGUUAGUUGAAAGGAAGUUUGUACCAUCGACACAGUUAGUUAUAUCAUCUUGAAGAAAAAUAAUUAUUCUUGUUGAUCAUUCAUGCAAAAAGGAGAAGGAAUAAUAAGAAGAAAUGCCCAUAUCUUG
Manihot esculenta (cassava) is the source of this 2878-nucleotide messenger RNA. Its product is annotated as mediator of RNA polymerase II transcription subunit 9. NCBI's taxonomy places the organism in Eukaryota, Viridiplantae, Streptophyta, Magnoliopsida, Malpighiales, Euphorbiaceae. The record is from RefSeq and is a predicted model, not a curated record. The transcript has 5 exons. The coding region runs from base 2049 to 2804 and encodes 251 amino acids. Gene Ontology annotation, cellular component: mediator complex.